CACAUUGUUUUCGUUAUUGAAACGGCUCGAAUUCGACUUUACCAACGAAGAAACAGCAUAACUUACCAAAACUCUCCUUCAAUAGACCUUCGAUGACCCUAGGAUGGCUUUGAAUCGCGAAUUGGAGUCAUUGCAAGAUGACAGCGUUCCCAAGUUUGAAGAGUUUUCUUGGAGUCAACAAGACGUGAAAGGAAAGCGCAGAAUUAUUGAAGCAGAAAUCGUUAGUGGCCAAUCGUCUCCUAAGAAAAUGGCCAUUGAGCUGACAAGCGACGAUGAAGGAGGCUCUCCUGUCGUGACUCAGAUCUGCAGUCUUGUGAGUGGUGACGAUGAUGACGUCGAACACCAAAUUGAUCAUCCUUCAGUAGAAUACCUUAACAAUGGUGCGACUAUACAAGUAUACGAGAUGCCGCCUGAGACAAAUACUAUCGAUAUAAAGAGAGUUGAAGAACAUGAUGAUAGAGUUGACACAGAAGAAGUCAUAAUCAAUGGAUUCCCAGUUUAUCAACUGGAAGGGAAUGCCCCAUUCUUGAACGAAACUCUACAGCUUUGUAUGGGAAAGGGAUUGGACCAACGUUAUAUCUGUUCUAAAGUCCCCGUCAAUAUCCUGCAAAACGCCUUAUUCGUCGUUGAUUUCCAGUGCGUACGUCAUCAUGACGUAGUUGCUAUGGACAAGGGAUCCUUUGGGCGGCAAUCAAGCCCUACCCGUCACGUGGCUAUUAAGGUGUUGCCAGAUGGGAGAGUAGAAGAUAUCAAGACGGUCAAGUUUCUUGGAGCUGAUGCCCUUGAACCUGGGUACGAGUACUACAAGAUUCGACGCCAUUACACUUGGCACAAAUGCAUCUCGGGCCUUUCACGGGUGAUAACGAGACUGGAAUACAAGAAUGUCUUGUUCAGAUAUGGAGUAGUGCAGUUUAAAAUGAAUGAAGAGGACAAAUCAUUCGCUAGUAAUUUUAAGCCGCAGCCCACGUCCAAAGCGGAUAAGACACAGCGAUCAACGCCACGAGGAAGCUUGGAAGGUCGCGCGCAUGCGCAAACCGACACUAGUCCUGUCAGCCAUAAUCAAGCACAUAAAACCACUCCUUCACGGUACAUCAGCGCCUUAAAUAGCACUCAGUCCCCACCAAGAAUACCUAUAGAAUCUUCUGAGGGUUCUUUUUCUGGUUCAGCGCAGAGCGAGCAGCCAUCCACCACGCCCAGUGAUGCAAGUUCCUGCAAGGGUGAAAUAUUACACAUCCUGAAGAACGCUGACAAGCCAAAACCACUGCUGGGCGGUGAAGUACCAGACUUCAGCAAGCUGCUGAACUUAUUGAAGUGCGAGGACUUUCUCUGUGAUGUGUCGUUCGUUUCGGUUGUGAAUAACAAUGUCAAGAGUCUGAAUCCAAGAACCUUUGCCAUGGGAGAGCUACAGAAGCAUUGGCUGAAUACCUACUGCUCAGGAGAAAACCCCAAGUCUGUUGUUAAUAUCUCUACGAGAUACAAAAUCGGUAGCUAUUACCUUACAAUGCUGACCUGCUCUUUGCCUAUUUUUGUAUUUCGAGACGACCCUUCAGCAAAGCAUCCUAUGGUCCUUCUUGGUCUGAUGACCAGCAUGACGAACAGCAGCGAAGACUACGAGUACCUUGCCAGUAAUCUACGGCGUCAGGGAAUCAAGAGCAUGGUUUACGGUACUAAUGGAAACUUUAGCCUAGAUGCUGCUCUUGAGAGAACUUUUCCAACGCAGGAAAGAAGUUUAUUAAACAGCAGUUCCAUUUCAGAGAAGAGCAUCCAUAUUUGCUGCUUUGACAAAAUGAGAGAAGAUAUCUGUUUGAAACUCGACGAACUAAAUGUGAAAAACGCCGAGUCCAAGAUCAUCUUACGCCAAAUUCUUGGAUCUCCCGAGUCAGACAAGACAUCGAAUGAUUCUUUAGUUGAUCAAAAAAGCGAAGUAAAAUUUCGCGAGAUGCUUGCAACGUUGGAAAAAAAAUGGCCAGUAGCAUUCCGUAACUGGUUCACAUCCAGCACUGAUAAUUCCGACCGGUCGUUAUCUGAAACCGUCAAGAAAUGCAUGCUCCGACCAGUGCGUAUAUUAGCAGGCCUCGGAAACCCACCGAUAAAGUACAGCAACAAAAAUAACUACAGUAAAUUUGUGAUUGAUGCAGUAUCGGAAAUCGAGUCUUUUGGUCCUGUAGACCUGGUGAAGAUCCAUGAGAUCAUCAAGCUCAAGGCAGUUGAGUCCCAGAUAACAGAGUUUGUUAAAGCAAUGUACAAUAUGGGUGAACUGAGACUAGCCAACGCCUACCAGCACCUCAAAGUCUCACUUAUAAGUUAAAGAUCACUUGGUAGAGUCAAUUCUAUCAGUUGCAGUAAAAUGGGUUCAGAACAAAAACCAAUAUAGUGUUACGGAUACCGUUAAAACAUCAUCAGAUGUCAACAUACAUUUUACAGAUUUUAGAAGCCUUUCAUUUCAAUUUGUUUAUUUUUCCUACGAUGAUAGUGUUAUAAUUCGAUUAGAAUCUUAGAGGAUAGCUGAAAAGAGAGAAUUUCUAUUUGUUGCUAUGACAAUCAGUAGAAUUUACCGCGGUAAAAUCUACUGAAGGUGGGCUAUACGAACACUAUGACAAUCGUUCAUUAAGAAUUACUCUUACCAAUAACUAUUACCAAUUAGGAACUCUCCUUUUAUGAAAAUUUUAAAGAAUGUUUAUUUUUAAAAACUGUUAACAUGUCAAUAAGUAAAGCCCUCUUUGAUGGAAAAAGGGCACCGCAUUCGUCAAGUGCAUAGACUUUACUAACAAGACAUUGCUAUAGAAACAAGAGUACCUACCAG
Actinia tenebrosa (Australian red waratah sea anemone) is the source of this 2803-nucleotide messenger RNA. RefSeq lists its product as uncharacterized. The record is from RefSeq and is a predicted model, not a curated record. NCBI's taxonomy places the organism in Eukaryota, Metazoa, Cnidaria, Anthozoa, Actiniaria, Actiniidae.